CCGCCCGCCCCACGGGAAAUUCCCCCUGAAAAGGGCGGCGAACCCGGCAGCCGCGGCCGUCCGUGUGUCCCUGCGAGCUGUGCGGGCCCGGGCCGGAGCCCCGCGGCGAGAGGCCGGAGCGGAGCUGUCAGCAUGGCCGGUGGCCCUGAGCCCUACAUUGAAAUAUUUGAGCAACCCAGGCAAAGGGGCAUGCGUUUCAGAUACAAAUGUGAGGGAAGAUCAGCAGGCAGCAUUCCAGGAGAACACAGUACUGAGAACAACAAGACCUUCCCUUCCAUCCAGAUUCUGAACUAUUUUGGAAAAAUCAAAAUAAGAACUACAUUGGUAACGAAGAAUGAGCCCUACAAGCCACACCCCCACGAUCUGGUUGGAAAAGACUGCAGAGAUGGCUACUACGAAGCUGAGUUCGGGCCAGAACGGCGAGUCCUGUCUUUUCAGAACCUGGGCAUUCAGUGUGUGAAGAAGAAAGACUUGAAGGAAUCCAUUUCUUUACGAAUCUCAAAGAAAAUUAACCCUUUCAAUGUGCCCGAGGAGCAGCUGCACAACAUCGACGAGUACGACCUGAACGUGGUGCGGCUCUGCUUCCAGGCCUUCCUUCCCGACGAGCACGGCAACUACAGCAUAGCCCUGCCUCCUCUCAUCUCCAACCCCAUCUAUGACAACAGAGCUCCCAACACGGCAGAAUUGAGAAUUUGUCGUGUGAACAAGAACUGUGGGAGCGUCAAAGGAGGGGACGAAAUAUUUCUGCUGUGUGACAAAGUUCAGAAAGAUGACAUAGAAGUCAGGUUUGUCCUGGACAACUGGGAGGCCAAGGGUUCCUUCUCCCAGGCCGACGUUCACCGCCAGGUCGCCAUCGUGUUCCGGACGCCGCCGUUCCUCAGGGACAUCUCCGAGCCCAUCACGGUGAAGAUGCAGCUGCGGAGGCCCUCGGACCAGGAAGUCAGUGAACCCAUGGAUUUCAGAUACCUGCCAGAUGAAAAGGAUCCAUAUGGCAACAAAGCAAAAAGGCAGAGAUCAACGUUGGCUUGGCAGAAGCUCAUCCAGGACUGUGGAUCCAACACGAUGGAGAGGCCCAAGGUAGCCCCAUUCCCUGUGGUCACUGCCGAAGGGAAGGCAAUUAAGAAAGAACCGAACAUGUUUCCCUCCACGCUGAUGAUGCCCCCGGGGUUAGGAGCCCUGUCCAACACGAGCCAGCUGUACCCCAGCUGCUCGCAGCCGGUGGCGGGGCCGGGCAAGCAGGACGUGCUGUCCUCCCCGUUCUGGAUGCUCGGCUCCCACCAGCACAACAGCUUCUCCACCGAGCCCCAGGGCAGCGCCUCCCUCCCGCCCUUCCACGACGGCGCCCUGGCCUGGCCCGACGAGAAGGAUUCGAGCUUCUUCCGGACCUUCGGCAGCACGAACGGGCUGGGAGCCGUGGUGCUGCCGGGCCCCGAGCUGCAGAACCUCCCCGGCGGCGGCCCCUCCGGCGUGCUGGGCAUGGGCAUGGACACGGACGAGAUGAGCUGCGGCAGCAUCAGCCUGGAGAAGUUCAGCGCCGUGCUGGGCGCGGGCAGCCAGCGGCAGCAGCUGCAGCUGCCCCCGGCCGGGGCGGGCGGCGGCGCCGCCGCUUUCCCGGUAGCGCAGCCCGGCCUGACCGAGCCCGCCUACGGCUUCAUGGACACGGAGGUGCUGAGCGAGCCCAGACUGAGCAGCGGCCAGCAGGGCGGCCUGGCGGACGGCCAGUUCUACGACACCGACGGUGUCCACACCGAUGAGCUCUACCAGUCCUUCCCCUUCGAUAACAUUUUACAGAGCUAUCACCCGUGAGCCGGCGCUGCCUGCGUGGAGAGGAGGAAUUUACCCUUCUGGAGUCCCUGCUUUCUCUUUCAGAAUGUUGCUGUGCAAGUUUCAGGAUAUAACUUAAAGGUUAUUUAUUGCAGCCCACAGUGGUGCCCGUAAAGAGGGAGGUGGGAGUAGGGUUUGGGGUUUCUGUACCUUAAAGUAUCUUGUAGAUGUAAUUUUGCGCUGUUGGAAGUGGGAACUGUGAACACUUAAAGCUUCCUUACCUUUGGGGACUGUAAAAGCUGGCAUCUUCAGAAGGGUUAAAAUUUCAAGUACUUCACGGGGUUGAAGUUGUUUUGAAAUAGCCAUUUUUGCUAUAGAAAUCAAAUUUAAAUUUUGAUAGGACAGAAAUUAGGAAAAAAACCCUGCACGUGAGCACUCUACUUCAGUCUCGUCUAAUGAAUGACACCUGAGUUCUGCUCAACUUACUUGAAAGGUUUGGGUUUUUAACCCCCUUUCUAUAAAUAUUCUUCUCCUAAAAUGAGAACAUGUAUUGAUUUUCCACACUGUCACCACGUUCUGUUUGCUUUGAAGGCAAAUUUACUCGUAAAUUUUGUUUAAUGACUAUGUCAUUGUUAGAUAUAUUUAAAAAGACCGGAAGGUUUGAGUUUUUAAAUAGUCCAGCUCUGUUGUAAAGGAAAUCACUGCACAAGACCAGGAACAGAAAGUGAGGACUUGUCUGCACCAUUUUACAAGCCAUGCCCCUGUAGCUUUAGGAAAGAAGCUGAUACUGCUCUGCAGCUUGUGUGUGUGUGUGUGUGUGUAGCUGCCAUGUGAGUGAGAUUUGGAAAGGCAGGAAUCUCUGGAGCCAAAGUUACUUACUCUUUCCUCAGGUAUCCUGGCAGUUUCCUGCUAUGCAAGUGACUGCUUCAAAGAAGGCUCAGAUCCUGCCUCCCCAGCACCACCCCCUCCCAGGAGGGCAAAGCCAGAGGCUGCCUUGGUGCAGCCUCACCUCUAUUAACAACUUUUAAAGCCAUUUCAGUCUGUACUAAUUAAAACCACUCCUCUGUCCUCUGUAUCAGGAACCAGAACUUCUUCCCACCCACUUGAUUCCCAGUCUUCGCUCUUAGCCUGAGCAGGAGCUGUUCCUGACACCUCCAGCUGGAGGUACCUGGCUGGGUAAGACACUCUGGCCUUGGCAACUUUAUUAUACUGUUAUUUUUUUAAGAGGCAACACAGAGAAAUGUCUGAGUAUUUCUUAAGGGACACAGCUGCUCUUUAGGGCAGGUAAGGUCCCCGUUGUCACCUUUUGGUGAUGUAAAAUUGCACUAUGAGCACAACAAGAAAAAGAAAGCAACAACGUGUCCCCAACCCGCCCCCCAAAUCAAACAAGCCACUUGAGGUGUAGAGUUGUACACAAGGAAAGGUGCUCCAGAACCCCUCUGUGGCUUUCAGGGAAGCAGGGAUGCCUUCCCUGCAGGAAUCCAUUGCAUUGGGAGCACUCCGGUGCUGCUGCUGGAAUUCCAUCAGUCAGGUGAACUUUGGAAACUGCUUCCCCUGACUCCAGGUGCACAACAAACUGAAAACUGUUUUAAAGCAGUUUUUCCUCACUUCUGCACCUCUCCUCCACACUCCUAAGCAAUAGAAAGACCAAAGAAAUACACAGAAAGUUUGAAUUGUGUUGUUUAUUCAGUUCUUUUUUUUUUGAAGUUCUCAGUUUUAAGUAUAUUAAAUGUAAACAUUUUGCUCACUUCAUAGAAAGCUCUUUGUAGUACAAUUUGUUUUUACUGUAUAAUUAAAUAUUUUCAAAGUUCUGUUUUCCUUUGUAAA
This is a messenger RNA of Haemorhous mexicanus (house finch), 3591 nucleotides long. RefSeq names its product REL proto-oncogene, NF-kB subunit (gene REL). The transcript has 10 exons. The coding region runs from base 133 to 1806 and encodes 557 amino acids. Gene Ontology annotation, biological process: regulation of transcription by RNA polymerase II; cellular response to stress; canonical NF-kappaB signal transduction. The record is from RefSeq and is a predicted model, not a curated record. Gene Ontology annotation, molecular function: RNA polymerase II cis-regulatory region sequence-specific DNA binding; DNA-binding transcription factor activity, RNA polymerase II-specific. Lineage: Eukaryota; Metazoa; Chordata; Aves; Passeriformes; Fringillidae. Gene Ontology annotation, cellular component: cytoplasm.